Ochlerotatus camptorhynchus is the source of this 6267-nucleotide messenger RNA. RefSeq lists its product as uncharacterized. Gene Ontology annotation, molecular function: nucleic acid binding. Lineage: Eukaryota; Metazoa; Arthropoda; Insecta; Diptera; Culicidae. The transcript is spliced from 3 exons. Bases 1 to 6267 code for a protein of 2088 amino acids. Gene Ontology annotation, biological process: DNA integration. The record is from RefSeq and is a predicted model, not a curated record.
AUGGAAGGACAUCACAACCAAUCGACGUAUCAAUGCAAAUCAUGCGAUCGUCCAAAUUGGGCAGAUACGCAUAUGGUUGCAUGUGAUCAGUGCCGUCAAUGGGAGCACUUUAUUUGUGCCGGCGUGACUCAAGCCGUGCAAAGACGUCCAUACAUUUGUAAGCAGUGCCAGGAGGAAAAUGCAGCGUCCCUCCGAAUACUGCGGCCACGUUCAAGAGGUAACCAGUCCACUAAAACGUCUGAAGGGAGGCCAUCCAAGACGUCAGAGGUAAAAGUUUCUUCAGACAGAGGAAGUAAAGCGCAAUCGGCUAUCCGGAGCAACAGUACUAGGUCGUCGGCUGUACAGAAGCAGUUAGAACUGGCAGAGGAAGAGGCUAAACUAAAGGAACAAGAGCUCAAGGAGGAAGAAGAACUCCGACAACGCGAGCUCGAAGAAGCACAACGCCAGUUGGAGGAGAAGCGGAAGUUGCUGGACGAGGAGCUACGUUUGCGUCAGCUAAAGCUGGAAGUAGACAAAGCACAUUUGCUGAAACAGCAGCUUAUCCGCAGAGAGUCUUUGGAGAAGAGGACGGAGAUCAUGUUGCAGAUUUCGGAACGUGGUAGUGUAGUGACUUCCAUAGCAACCUCACGAGAAAAAGUUACGGAAUGGUUGAAUGUUAAUCAACCUUAUGGGAAGACUGGUGGGAAGGAAUUGGAACCACAAGAUGGAAACAAUUCCAGAAUGGUCCCUCCGGCCCCAGAAGAGCUACUGCCCGAAGGAGUCUCUUCGAUCUCACUCAUGUACAGGAACAUCACCUCGGAAAACCACAAUCCCACCUCUAGAGAUACCAUCACUCAUCAUCCGUAUCACUCGCCGGUCUGUGAUCAACGCACUCAACACGAUGAUAAUUCAGUUUCCAUGACAUCGUCACCGCGUCGCAGUCCAUGGAACACCCCCUUACGACAUAGUUCUCCGGUGGUCUCCGAACCAGUUGUUCCUCAACAUACAUCUCCAAUGUUUCAUCACCAUUCGAGAGAAGAUGAACAUCGGGAUUAUCCGAGCCCUAACCAUGGAAUCAGUUACAAUGGAGAGGUUUACAAUCGGACCCCACGACAGCAAAGUCCACCGAGAGUUAGAAAUCCUCCUUUUCCACGUGGUCCACCGUUGGUACGUUAUCCACGGACUUUGAUCAACCCGCCGAUACCACGUGAUCCUCCGAUACCAUGUGAUCCUCCGAUACCACGAGAUCCUCCGAUGCCACGUGAUCCACCAGGUGCUCUUAGUUCUCAGCAAAUAGCUGCCCGACAAGUGGUCGGAAAGGAUUUACCCACUUUCAACGGAAACCCCGUGGACUGGCCGAUGUUCAUCAGCAGUUUUGAACAGUCUACGAUUAGUUGUGGAUACUCCAAUGCUGAAAACCUCGUUCGUCUACAACGGUGUCUCGUUGGACAUGCUCGAGAUGCAGUACGAAGCAGACUUCUGCUGCCAGCCAGCGUGCCACAAGUAAUGAACACUCUACGAACACUUUAUGGACGCCCGGAACUACUCAUCAGGUCCCUGCUCGAAACUAUCCGCAGGACACCAGGCCCUAGACAUGACCGGCCCGAAUCGAUCCUCGAAUUUGGACUGGCAGUUCAAAACUUUGUUGAUCAUCUCCAAGCAGCGCAGCAAGUAGACCAUCUUUCGAACCCGAUGCUCAUGCAGGAACUGGUAGAGAAGUUGCCAGGACCAAUGAGGAUGGAUUGGGCUGCAUUUAAGAACCAACGACUUCGAGUAACUGUUCUGACGUUUGGGGAGUUCAUGGAAAGAUUGGUAAAGGCGGCCAGCGAAGUGAGUUUCGAGCUUCCUGGGUAUCAGAAAAUCCCGAGAAAUGAGAAGCAGCGGUCAAAGGAGAGGGCAAUGGUUCAAACCCACUCUUCCGGUAAUUCUGCCGGAUUCAAGCAGCUCAGUGCAACCGGAAAUCCACGCAAAUCAGCUCGAACAUGCUGUUCCUGUAGUCAUGAAGGCCAUAAGAUAGCCGAAUGUGUAAAAUUCAAGCAGCUAGGUAUGGAGGAACGAUGGAAACUAGUAACGGACAAAGGCUUGUGCAGGACGUGCUUGAACAACCACGGAAAAUGGCCGUGUAAGUCAUGGAAAGGAUGUGGAAUAGAAGGGUGCCGUUUGAAACAUCACACACUCCUCCACUCCAAUUCCAAUCCCGCCUCGUCAUCGCAUUCCGUGAACAUUUCGUCGAAUCAACUCUCAUCUAACGAACAUCAACCACUAUUCCGGAUUCUACCGGUAGUUUUAUACGGAAAGGAGAAAAGCAUAACUAUUUUCGCGUUCAUCGACGAAGGCUCACAAAUCACUCUUCUGGAGGAAAACGUUGCGAAGGACCUUGGCGUUGUGGGCCCUACGAAACCACUCACCCUACAGUGGACAGGAAACAUGACACGCAAGGAGCCGCGGUCUCAGCAAAUCAACUUUGAGAUAGCGGGGAAAAACAGUAGUGCUCGUUACGAUCUUUGCCAGGCACGUACAGUGAGCUGUCUGGUUCUACCUUCUCAACGCCUGAACUACCGUGACAUGAGUCAACGAUUUCCUUACCUCAAAGGCCUGCCACUAGAGGAUCACGAUCUAGUCCAACCAAAAUUACUGAUCGGACUAGACAAUCUUCGACUUGGAGUUCCACUGAAACUACGCGAGGGAGGUCCCCAGGAUCCAAUAGCCGCUAAGUGUCGUCUCGGCUGGGGAAUAUAUGGGUGUUCAUCAAAGCAAUCAGCACCAAGGGCUUCAGUCAACUUCCACACUGCUGCUGCGCCCGAUGCGGACUACAUGCUGAACGAACAACUGAGAGAUUUCUUCACGAUGGAAAACUGUGGAGUAUCCACUACCUCAGAAAAACUAGAAUCUGAGGAUAACAGGAGAGCAAGAAGAUUGCUCGACGAGACCACACGGCGUACAUCAUGCGGAUUUGAAACGGGUUUACUGUGGAAAGUCGACGCACGAGAGUUCCCGGAUACCUAUCCCAUGGCCAUCCGUCGAAUGAAGUCCUUGGAAAAGAAGCUGCAGAAAGAACCAUCAUUGAUGCAGCGAGUUCAGGAGCAGAUAACGGAAUUCGAGUGUAAAGGAUACAUCCACAAGGCCAGUGCAACAGAAAUUGCUGAAAUAGACUCGCGAAACACUUGGUUCCUUCCGCUAGGUGUAGUCAUCAGCCCGAAAAAACCAGGAAAGAUCCGGCUCAUUUGGGAUGCUGCUGCGAAAGUCGAUGGGACUUCGUUCAACUCACACCUUUUGAAAGGCCCGGACCUCCUCACUUCUCUGCCUAAGGUCUUGAGUGGUUUUCGCUUGUUUCCGGUUGCUGCAUCCGGAGAUAUCAGGGAGAUGUUUCUGCAAAUCAAGCUACAAUCUAAGGAUCGCAAAGCGCAGAUGUUUGUAUUCCGCAACAGUCCUGAUCAACCAUUGCAAAUCUACGUCAUCAACGUUACUAUGUUUGGGUCCACUUGUUCUCCAGCUUCAGCACAGUUCGUGAAGAACUUGAACGCUGAAGAAUUCGCUCAGCAGUAUCCCCGUGCAGCUUCCGCCAUCAAGGACCAUCACUACGUGGACGACUACUUGGACAGCUUCAGGUCGAUCCACGAAGCGAUCGAAGUGGUAAACGAAGUGAAGCUUGUCCAUUCAAAAGGUGGAUUCGAAAUACGAAAUUUCCUAUCCAAUGAAGAAGAAGUGCUGAGGGGAAUCGGAGUAGCGGAUGCAGAAGUCUCGAAGGAUCUCUCUCUUAUACGGGCGGAAACAACUGAAUCCGUGCUCGGCAUGAGGUGGAUUCCCAAAGAAGACGUCUUCACCUAUACCUUUGCAAUGCGAAAUGACUUGCAAUCAAUCCUCAACGAAGCCCACAUCCCAACAAAACGCGAAGUACUGAAAGUCGUCAUGAGUUUAUUUGAUCCAAUGGGUUUUGUAUCGUACUUCCUAGUGCAUGGAAAGGUGCUGAUGCAGAACAUCUGGGCAACAGGAAUCGAUUGGGAUGAAGCGGUGAACGAGGAACUGUACGAUCGUUGGCGACAUUGGAUUGGUUAUUUUCCCCAGCUGGAUACCUUGCGAAUUCCACGGUGCUACUUUCAAACGCCAUUUCCGGACAAUUUCGAUCAGCUAGAGCUCCAUGUAUUCGUCGAUGCCAGUGAUUCUGCCUACGCUUGUGUAGCGUACUACCGGCUUCCAACUCAAUCCGGCAUACAGGUGGCCUUCAUUAGCGCAAAGACGAAGGUUGCACCUCUCAAGGUUCUUUCAAUCCCUCGUCUAGAAUUGAAGGCUGCUGUCCUUGGAAUCAACCUUCUUGAGGCUAUCCAAGGUUAUCACACCUAUCCCAUAAGUCGACGAGUUUUUUGGAGUGACUCCAGUACAGUACUAGCCUGGAUUCGAUCAGACCACCGUCGUUACAACAAAUUCGUUGCCGUUCGCAUCGGUGAAAUUCUCACAGCAACUGAUGCACGCGAGUGGCGAUGGGUCCCCUCUGAAAUGAACACUGCCGACCUCGCUACCAAAUGGAAGAAUGGCCCCAACUUCCUACCAACUAAUCCAUGGUUCUGUGGUCCGGCGUUUCUUCACCAACCUGAGGAAUGCUGGCCUCAACCAUCCCAGGCCAGUCCAACUAAAGAAGAACUUCGAUCAAGUCACACUCAUUACACAGCUCCUCAGUUAAUUGACGUAUCCAGAUUCAGCCGGUGGACGACGCUACAGCGAACAAUGGCUUUCGUGUUCCGAUUCAUCAACAACCUGCGCCGUAAAAGAUGUGGAUCCAAGCUGGAACUGGGCGUCUUCGAUCAGCACGAAUUAAAACGUUCAGAAGAAGCACUAUGGAAGGUAGCCCAAGCUGAAGCCUUCCCAGAAGAAAUCACCAUUCUUUCUGGGUCACAAGGGUCUCCCGAAGCGCGACACGACCGUGUUGCCAAGUCAAGUUCGAUCUACAAGAACUGGCCAUAUCUCGACGAGCGUGGAAUACUUCGGAUGCGUGGUCGAAUCGGUGUCGCAUCCUUUGCACCGACCGAAGCUAAGUACCCCGCCAUCCUUCCCAGGCAACACCUAAUUACGUUUCUUCUUACAGACUGGUACCACCGCCGUUUCCGCCACGCCAACCGAGAGACCGUAACCAACGAAAUGCGUCAACGUUUCGAAAUCGCCAAGCUUCGUGCUUUGAUCGCGAAGGUGUCGAAGACCUGCAUGAUUUGUCGACUGAGAAAAGCCAUGCCCAGUCCUCCCGCAAUGUCACCGCUUCCGAAAGCCAGGCUACAACCGUUCGUCCGACCAUUUACCUACGUCGGAUUGGAUUACUUCGGACCUGUAAUGGUGAAAGUAGGUAGAAGCCAGGUGAAAAGAUGGGUAGCCCUAUUUACCUGCCUCACUAUUCGUGCCGUGCACUUGGAGGUCGUGCACAGUUUAUCGACGGAAUCGUGCAUCAUGGCAGUGCGCCGUUUCAUCGCACGUCGUGGUUCCCCUGCUGAGUUCUACUCGGACAACGGAACAUGUUUUCAAGGCGCUAGCAGAGAGCUAAAAAGGGAAGAAGUACAGGCAAGGAACAACGCUCUAGCUACUACGUUCACGAAUGCGAAUACUCAAUGGAGAUUCAUUCCACCAGCGGCUCCACAUAUGGGUGGAGCGUGGGAGCGUCUAGUUCGAUCGGUGAAAGUGGCAAUGGGAGCCGUAGCUGACGCUCCUCGCAGACCAAGUGAUGAAGUCCUGGAAACGAUUCUCGUAGAAACCGAAGCGAUGAUCAACACGCGACCGCUCACCUACAUCCCACUCGAAUCGGCAGACCAAGAAGCUCUAACGCCUAACCACUUUCUGCUGGGAUCUUCCAAUGGUGACAAGAUCCGGCCGGACGAACCUAUUAAUAGCCCGGCGGUCCUGCGUAGCAGUUGGAAGCUAGCACAGGCCAUCACCAACGAGUUCUGGUCAAGAUGGGUGAAGGAGUAUCUGCCAGUGAUAACACGAAGAGGAAAAUGGUUCGAAGAAGUUCGGGACAUAGCAAUCGGUGAUCUGGUGUUGGUAGUGAGUGGAACGGUGAGGGACCAGUGGACUCGAGGACGAGUGGAAGAAGUUAUUCCUGGACGGGAUGGACGAGUCCGUCAGGCCUUAGUCCGGACAGCAUCUGGAGUACUGCGACGACCAGCAGUGAAACUAGCGGUUCUCGACGUUUCGGAGAGUAGUAAACCUGAUCAAGGAGAUCCAGUGCAUCAGGAGCAUCACCAGGGUUUACGGGUGGCGGAAUGUCACGACGAGACCCCCCGUCGCAAUUCAACUGUGGUCGGAUGA